CAUUAGAGAGAGAUGUGAUAUUUUCCCUUCCUAGACCCACUAUUAAUCACUUUAGAGCACAACCUUAGCUUACUUAAUCAUCUUAUUAUAUAUUCCUCCUUUUCAUCUCUUCUCUUAUAAAUUCUACUUACAAAUAUAGAGAUCUAAAUUUAAUCAAAUCUUUUAAACUUCAGAUUUAUAUCUCAAAUCCUUCAAACUUCAUCUAGCUACAUCUCUUUCUUCCUAAGGUCUUUUAUCAGAUUGAAUUAAUAAUCCUAGCUAAGGAGAUGACAGAAGAAGUGAUCUCAAAUGGAUUUACUCAUAACUCAAUUGAAGGAUCUAAUCCUCCCCCUCUCAAGAAAAAAAGAAAUCUUCCAGGAAAUCCAGAUCCUGAAGCAGAAGUGAUUGCCUUGUCACCAAAGACACUGAUGGCAACCAACAGAUUCUUGUGUGAAAUUUGUGGGAAGGGUUUCCAAAGGGAUCAAAAUCUACAACUUCAUAGAAGAGGACAUAAUCUUCCAUGGAAGCUAAAGCAAAGGACUUCAAAAGAAGUGAGAAAGAGAGUUUACGUGUGCCCGGAAAAGACAUGUGUGCAUCAUCAUCCUUCAAGGGCUUUAGGAGAUCUAACUGGGAUCAAGAAACACUACUGUAGAAAACAUGGAGAGAAGAAGUGGAAAUGUGAGAAAUGUUCAAAGAGAUAUGCUGUGCAAUCAGAUUGGAAAGCUCACUCCAAGACUUGUGGCACUAGGGAAUAUAGAUGUGAUUGUGGCACCAUUUUCUCAAGGAGAGAUAGCUUCGUGACACAUAGGGCAUUUUGCGAUGCAUUAGCAGAGGAGACGGCUAGAGUUACUGCAGCAUCUAAUAUGCACAACUCAUUGGCCACGGGGAACAACAUCAAUUACCAUUUCAUUGGCGCGCCAUUAGGCCCAAACAUGGCGCAACAUUUCUCUUCGCUCUUCAAGCCACUUCCCAACAACAACAACAACAACGAGAACUCAGAUCCAAUGAGAAGAGAUUAUCAACUAUCGCUUUGGAAUAUGGGUGUGGGUCAAGAGCAAGAACAAAUAGGUAUCAAUAUCAAUAACUUCCGCGAAAUCCACCACAUCAAUCCCAUCCAUCACACUUCACCAUCAGCGGCAGCAGCAGCAGCAGCAGCAACAACUGUUUAUGACACGACUACCCUUAUUCCAUCGCGUUCAAAUGUUCCACCGGUUAGUUAUAACAACAACAACCACGUUAACUGGGAUCAGUUAGUUGGAACCAAAAUCUCUUCAGUUAACAAUGCUGAACAGCUAUCAACUGUCACAUCACCAAACAUAAGCGUACCAUCAUUGUUCAGUACACAACACCAACUACCACCUUCUUCUACUGCAACUAUGUCAGCAACAGCCUUGCUUCAAAAAGCUGCUCAAAUCGGAGCAACAACCACCACACCAACAACAACUGACCCAUCAAUAUUCCUCGGAAAUUUUGGGAUGAUGAAUAACUGCAACGACAAGAACAAUAAUCAGCUUCAAGAAGGGGAUAAUAACAAGUUUUGUGGAUUUUAUGUUAGUACUGGUGCUACGAAUAACUCUAUCAGUACUAGUCAUGGAAGUGACGUAGAUCAGAGCUCAUCAGUGAAUGAUUUCUCGGCCACCAUUCACCCGAUACAGAUGUAUCCUCCUUCAAAACGUCGUCACAUACAGAUUGAAGAUAAUGUGAAAGGAGUUGGAGUUGGAGUUGGAGGAGGAGGACAAACUAGGGAUUUCCUGGGAGUUGGGGUACAAUCAAUCUGCCACCCUCCAUCAAUCAAUGGAUGGAUAUGAUUAUAUUGGGUAUUUUUACUUUAUUUUAUUACAUAUCCGGUCUAACCACCAAGUAUUAUUACCGUCUAGUGGUAUCGACAAGAGUCUUUCAUGCACCAGUUGUGAGUUCGAUUCUCACUGUUCCUUUUUCACAUGUAAUAAUUUUUCCUUUUUAAUGUUAAAAGCUAAGAUGCAAUAAA
Messenger RNA from Capsicum annuum, 1966 nucleotides. Its product is annotated as zinc finger protein NUTCRACKER. The transcript is spliced from 4 exons. The record is from RefSeq and is a predicted model, not a curated record. Lineage: Eukaryota; Viridiplantae; Streptophyta; Magnoliopsida; Solanales; Solanaceae. The coding region runs from base 267 to 1787 and encodes 506 amino acids. Gene Ontology annotation, cellular component: nucleus. Gene Ontology annotation, molecular function: DNA-binding transcription factor activity.